This is a messenger RNA of Prunus dulcis (almond), 2724 nucleotides long. Its product is annotated as WPP domain-interacting tail-anchored protein 2. Bases 410 to 2482 code for a protein of 690 amino acids. Lineage: Eukaryota; Viridiplantae; Streptophyta; Magnoliopsida; Rosales; Rosaceae. The record is from RefSeq and is a predicted model, not a curated record. The transcript has 5 exons.
GGAACAGGUGCCAACGUGCACCGCACAACACAACAUUCUGAGUACGGCAGGCAGCCGUUGGAAGCCGUAGCACCACCACCAUACAGUUUUGACUAAUUGGUGCCCACUGCGCUCUUGGCUUUAGACUUCUCAGCUUCACAGAUCCCAGAGCCUCAAACUCAAAGACCACAGCGAAGUCCAAAUUCCAAAGUCCACGUUGGUUUAACGGUAAAACGGAAUGACAAGAAGUGGUUAAACCAACUGUUUAGUUUUUAUCAUAUCUUUGUCAUUCUUCUGUUUCUGGCUUUUCAUUGUUCCUCCAAUUUCCCUACUGAGCUACCAAGAAGACCCAGAGAGCCUUCCUCCCAGCCUCCCAGAGACUCAGAUAGAAGGGAUCAGGGCAAAGCCUUUUAUUUUCCUUCCAGCAGGUAUGGAAGACCAUGCUGUUUGUGAUAAUACUGUUGGCAGUCCUGAGGUUGAGAUAAACUACCUAAAUCAACGGGUGCAAUCUAAUGAAUCUGGCAUGCAAGAGUUAGAGAGUUACCUGAAAGUUUUAACAAAGCUGGACUUGGACUUGGCAUAUUCUUCUGAGAAGUUGGCAAAUCUCCAUGUACCUCUUAUAUACCUGUUGGCUCAGCAGAAUGAUCUCGAGGCAAUGGCCACCGUCAAUAACUAUAUUCUCGCGGACUUUAUUGAGAAAGUAUUGGUAUUCAAUUUCCUAUCUAGCAUUCUAGAUUCUGAGGUAAGAGAGCUAGACAAUUUCAUGGAUGCUCUCCAAGCAGGAAUUAUUGAUGCCCGUCAAAAAAUAUCUUCGUGCAGACACUUGGGAAAACUGUAUUCUAUAAUGGAAGGAAAGUUAAAUGAUUCUGAAGAAUCACUAAAGCAAUCUCAAGAUCAAAUUUCAGAGCUUAAGAUGCAGUCAGAAAGGUUUCAGAGAACCAUUCUAGCUUUUGCACAUGAGAAUUGGAAAACUGACAUUGCCAUGGAUUUAUCAGAAAAUGCUCAAUGGGCGAAUAAAAAUGCAAAGUCAAAUUUAAAGAUGCCUAGACAACAAAGACAUAAUCUGUGGAUGCUGGAGAAAUCACUUUCAAGAGAGCUAUAUCUUGAGAAGAAGUUAACUGAAUCAAGACAAAAUGAAGAAGAACUUAAAUUAAAGCUACAUCGUACAGAACAGGUAGCAUUUCACAUGGAAGAAGCAGCAGAAGUUGUUUGGGGAAGAUUUUUAGAGGCAGAGAAUGCUGCUGAGGUGCUCCAGGGGAUUUCAAAGGAAUUAUUAGGUCGACUGCAGCUUAUUCAGUUUAAUCUAAAUGGUUCAAUUCAACGAGAAAGCGAGCUAAAAUUCAAACUUCAAGCUAGUUUAGAAGAGCUGAAAGCAAAAGAUACUGCUUUGCAGAAGCUCAAGAAUGUUCAUGAAGAGAACAUUAAGAAAGAUGUUGAACUGUCUGCUUUGAGAGAAAAGGUGGUGUUCCUUGAGAAACAGCUGAAAGAAUCAGAGCUCCAGCUGAAGAAUGCAAAUUCCACCAAUGAAUCAAGUCAAGAGAAACUUGGGGAAAUGGAAAGGUUAGUUGAGUCUUUGAAAGAAAACAUCUUUACAACAGAAGUUAAGGCUGAGAGUGCAGAACUUAAGGUUGCGGAAUUAACAGGAACGAAUGUGGAACUCACUGAAGAGAUGAGUUUUCUAAAAGGAAGUGCUAGUAACACAGAAAAAAAGGUUGGCAGUCUAGAAAAGCAGUUGAGGGAAGUAGAGAUCCAAUUACAGCAUGCAAAAGCAUCCUCUGAAGCAAGUCAAGAGCAGCAGAAUAUGCUAUAUGCUGCAAUUUGGGAUAUGGAAACUUUAAUUGAAGAUCUAAAAUCAAAGGUUUCAAAAGCUGAAAAUAAGACAGAAAGUACAGAGGAGCAGUGUGUUGUGUUAUCUGAAACUAACUCAGAACUAAAUGCGGAAAUAACUGUUCUAAGGAAUAGUGUGGAAUACUUGGAAUCGUCUUUGGAUCAGGCUAACAAUGCAAAAUUUGCAAGUGCAGAAGAACUCAAUACCAGAAUCAAGUUCAUGAUGGAUAUGGCAAUGCAACUAGCCAUAGAACGAGAGCGCAUCCAAAAGCAGGUGCAUGUCUUAGUUAUGGAGAAAAAACUGCUGGUGGAGAAGCUAUGGAACACCAAAAAAGAUGCAAUUGAGUGCAACAACGAAGACAGUGAAAACAAAGAGCUUCCAUUUUCCAAGAAUAAUUUUUUGAAUGCUACUUCUAUGAAGACAUCCACGGAAGCUGUGACAGAGUCCUUAGAUAAAAGUUUCCAGGUGGAUGAACCAUCAGAAGAGGCACCUGAGUGUGAUACUGAAGCAGGGGCUUCCAGUUCUGCUAGCAGCAUGGUUUCAGAACCUGAGACUUCCAGAGAGGUAAAGGCCAGGUGCCUGAGCCUAAAGUAUGUUUCCAUAAUAGUCUUUGUAUUUUCAGUGUCAGCCAUGUAUUUGCUUAACCAGGAACCUUUCCUCUUUGACGAAUUGUGAUAACUUUCCUCACACAUUCAACAUCACGAGGAGGAGCCUUUCAUGUUGGUGACAUGACAUAUUGUUCCAUGAUUUUUUUUUUCCUGAAGCUCUAAAUUGAGCUAGAUGUCUUCUUGAAUAGUUUUUCUAGGUUCUGCAGAAUGUGAUGUUGUAUAAGCAGGAAGCACAUGGUAAAAAGAAGGGCAGUUAUGCUUUUCAUUAUUUUAUAGAGCACCCAAGUAAACAUGAGAUUUCCUGUUAAA